Messenger RNA from Sinocyclocheilus grahami, 1690 nucleotides. Its product is annotated as bromodomain-containing protein 2-like. Lineage: Eukaryota; Metazoa; Chordata; Actinopteri; Cypriniformes; Cyprinidae. The transcript has 2 exons. The record is from RefSeq and is a predicted model, not a curated record. The coding region runs from base 16 to 291 and encodes 91 amino acids.
GGUAAAUUUGACUGAAUGUGCUUCUUGUGUUUUCCAGUGGCUGUCAAAGGCGCUGCAGGAAAAUCCCGUGAGGAGCUGACUCUGGAGAAGAAGAGAGAGCUGGAGAAACGACUGCAGGACGUCAGCGGCCAGCUCAACUCUGCCAAGAAACCACAGAAAACCAAAGUGGAGAAGCCCACUGGGGUGGAGGCUCAUGCCAUGGCGUCUCGUCUCAGCGCCAGCAGCUCCAGCUCCGACUCCUCCUCCUCAUCCUCCUCUUCCUCCUCCUCUGACACCAGUGACUCGGACUGAAAGAACGGACAUCAAAUAAAACAUGCGCUCCAUCUCACAAUAGAAUAGAGUUCUGCUCUUAGUAACAGUAACUAAUGAGGUGUUUAAAGAAGAGCAGUGUUUCUCUUUAGAUGUGUAGAAGCAGGUCAGAGAGAAUUCUGGGAAAUGUUGGACGGAGAAGGAACUGACGGAAAAAGCAGACCAGGGCAUCGUCCUUUCUGUUAGUCCAUCCUUCUUUACUUUGUGUAUAUACAUGUACAAAGACAUAUAAAUAUCUAUUUUUCUUUUAUAAAGAAGAAUUUUAAGCAAAUCCCUGGUAGGGAAGAAAACUAAAAUCUGACUUUUUCUUUUGUAAAUAUUUUGUUGCUUUUUUUUCACACUCUCUCCCUCUUUUCGUUUGACCUUUUAGUAGUUGGUCCUUAAGAAAACAAAAGGCUUGGAGUGGAAACUGCUGUCGCUUUUGUUUGCAUGAGCGAGUGUGAUGUGUGCCAUUGAAUCCCGUGGUUUCCUAUUUACACACUGCACAUACACGGAUGUGUUGGCGCUUGGUUGUGCAUUUGAAUGAAAAGAACAAAGCUCCACCUGUUCAGAUGGCAUCUGUGCACCCAGAAGUUAUGAGAACAGGGAGUUACGUCACCCGUCUCUGUCCGAUGGGCGAGAUCUUGGCUUUAGUGGCGUGUUUAAACUUGAAUCUGAUAACUCUCCAUCCAGCCUGCUUUAUUCCCAUGGUCAAAUGAAUGAGUUCAAAUCUCCAGUGUUUUAUAUACAAACAUGCAGAAUCUUGCUCUUUGAAUUCAGCUGGGCCACAUGAGCAUUUAUUAUUUUUGGAUGCAUAAAUUAUUUUUAUGUUCAUGUGGUUUCGGUCACGAUUUCUAGAGCAUAACAGAGUCUUAGAUGCACUAUGAGAGGUACACAGCUGCUUAAUUAGGUGUUGAUGUGAAUACUGUUUGUAAAUCUUGGGUUUUUGAGUUUUAGUCUUGUUUUAGUGUGUUUAUUCAUAUUCGCCCAGAGAGUUAAUGCACAAUUUAUGGUUUUAACAAAGUGACCCUCAUAUUUAGAAAUUAAAUACUUGGAAAUAUAGUUUCAGUUUCAUAACACGACAAUAACAACCCAAUUUGACGCUUGUAUUUUUUUUCUUCCAAAAUGUGUACAUAUGUAACAGUUUCAUGACCUCGCAGCUUGCAUCUGUCAAUAUGACCUGAUUUCUGUUUCCUGCAUUAUUUUAUUCUUUGUUUACUACUGUCCUCAGCUCUUCUCUUUAGUAUUGUGGCUGUUUUUUUUUAAGAAGACAACAGCAAAACAUAACCAUGAAAUGAAACCUCAAGCUGUAAGCAUCAUCUCAACCGAUGCUUCAUGCGAUCAUUAUUCUCAUCUGAAAAAUGUCACGUUAAUAAAGAGGGUGAGAUGUCCUUAAAACAAA